AUGUCCGUGGUACGUCGGCAUGCAGCAGGAUGGCUCCUGGAUCAUCUCUCUUUCAUCAACCGGUGCGGCUAUGAGAUCUGUGACACCUCUGCACCCCCUGGCGGUGUCACUCUCAAUACUUCUGUCACUUCUGCUGGGGAUAGUCAUGCUGCUUCUGCCUUUGCUGCUACCUUCUCAUCGAGAGACAGUCCUAUUCCUGGUCCUGGAGACGUGAUCGAAACAGAAAGUAAAAUAGCAAAAAAGAGAUAUGUGUUUCGGAAGGAGUUCUUUGACGUUUCUAAGCCCUAUAUAGCCACAGCUUCUGAGGAGCAGCUGUGGCAGGGAAGCCCCGAGUCGGGGGUGCCCGAAGGAAAGGCCAACAGUGACAGAGAGGAACACCAAGAAGGAACCAAGAGUGGCACUGAAGAUUCUGUUGCCAGUGCUAGGAAGAAACGAAAAAGGAAAUGUGUAUUCAACCAAGGUGAACUGGAUGCUUUAGAAUACCAUUCAAAGGUCAGGAAGCUCAUUUGGGAAGGCACUUUGCCCUUAGUCCAAGAAGGACUCAAAAGUGGUUUUCUUCACCGCACUACUUCUCAACUCAGUUGCAGGAAGAACAUUGUUCCUGGACACAUUGGCUGUGGGUUGGCUGAAUUAUGUGAAAUGGCCAAGCAGUUUCCAGAUGUAAAUGCAGGCAACCAUCGAACUGUACAUCUGCUAGAUGAUGAAACCGCCGUUCCAGAGCAGGACCUGCUUUCCUGUGUUACAGAAAACAACUCAAAUUGUGCAAAGAUGAUUGUGUUAAUGGGGCAGAAGUACUUGGUGCCACCAAAAAGCAGUUUCCUUUUAUCUGAUAUUUCAUGUUUACAGCCCCUGACUUUAAACAAAAAGAAAUAUGAUGUAAUUGUGAUUGAUCCACCAUGGGAGAACAAGUCCGUUAAAAGGAGUAACAGGUACAGCUACUUGUCUUCAUGGCAAAUCAAGCAGAUUCCUGUACCAGCAUUGGCUGCUGCAAAUUGUCUUGUAGUCACCUGGGUGACUAAUAGACAGAAGCACUUACGUUUUGUUAAGGAUGACCUUUAUCCUCACUGGUCUGUGAAAACACUCGCUGAGUGGCACUGGGUAAAAAUCACUACAGCUGGAGAAUUUGUAUUGCCUUUGGAUUCUUUACACAAAAAGCCUUAUGAAGUUCUUAUAUUGGGGAGAGUUCAAGGAGUUGAAAAGGAAGCUGUAAGGAAAUCUGAAGAUGUACUUCCAGUUGCAGAACAUAAGUUAAUUGUCAGCAUACCCUGCAGUCUGCAUUCACAUAAACCCCCUCUUACUG
Molecule: messenger RNA, 1300 nt
Organism: Mesitornis unicolor (brown roatelo)
Lineage: Eukaryota; Metazoa; Chordata; Aves; Mesitornithiformes; Mesitornithidae
Gene: METTL4
Product: methyltransferase like 4
Exons: 7
Cellular component (GO): nucleus; RNA N6-methyladenosine methyltransferase complex; cytosol
Molecular function (GO): RNA methyltransferase activity; site-specific DNA-methyltransferase (adenine-specific) activity; nucleic acid binding
Source: RefSeq, a predicted model, not a curated record